GAGCCCUCCCGGGCGGCGCUCGCUGGGAUGCCCGAGCUGGGCUAGCAUGGCCCGGAGCCCCCCUCCGCUGCUCCUCCUCCUCCUCCUCCUCUUCCUCCCUCCGCUGCUGCAGAGCCGGGGCUGCUCGCCCUGUUUCUGGUUCGCCACGCCGGACACGGUGCAGUGCCGCUUCGUGGAGCUGCAAGAGCCGCCGGCGGAGCUGCCGUCCGCGGUGCGCAACCUGACGGUGGUCGGUGCCAACCUGACAGUGCUGGGCCGGGCGGCCUUUGCAGGCGGUUGGGGACCGCGGGCUUCUUCGCCUCGCCGACCGUUGCUCCACUUAACGUUGCUGGCGUUGCUCCGAAGCCGCAUCGAAGCGCUGGAGGAGGCAGCCUUCGCCGGGCUGCCGUCCCUGGCAGCUCUGGAUUUAAGCCACAACCCGCUGCGCCGCGUCUCGCCCGGAGCUUUCCUCUACUGCGCCCGUUUGCACCGGCUCAGCCUCAACGGGGCGCUGACGGACGGACGGACGGCCGAGGAGCUGCUGGGCUCGGCUCUGACUAACCUCAGCCUUGCGCGGCUGGAGCUGGCCGGGAACGGCUUGCGUGCUCUGCCUGCGGGCUGGGCGCUGCCGGCGUCUUUGCAAGAGCUGGACGCGCGCAACAACUCGCUGCAGGCGCCGCGGCCCGACGGGCUGGCUGCGCCUCUGCUGCGCUUGCAGCUGGCGGGCAAUCCCCUGACUUGCGACUGCCCCGCUCUGCGACCGUUGCUGCUCUGGCUGGGCAACGCCACGUGGCGGGCGCCGGAUCGGCGGGAGCUGCGCUGCGCUUCCCCGCCGCAACUGCGGGACGCGCUGGUUCUGCGCCUUCGGCCGCGGCAGCUCAAGUGCCUGGAGGAAGGGGCGGCUUGGGGGCUGCUGGAGCCCGUCGGCGGGCCGGAGCCGAAGGAGCUGGAGACCGUCUCGUACGUUUUCCUGGGCAUCGUGCUGGCAUUGAUCGGGCUGGUUUUCCUGAUGGUGCUCUACCUAAACCGACGGGGCAUUAAGCGGUGGCUGAACAACCUGCGGGAGGCGUGCCGGGAUCAGAUGGAGGGCUACCAGUACCGGUAUGAGCAGGACAGCGACCCCCGGCGGGCCAGCCCGGGUGGUCUCUGAAACCGGGCACCGAUGGGGCAGAUGGAGGACAGCUGCUGACCCCUCCCUCCAGAUCUCGUCAGACUGGCUGAGUUGGGGAGGUUGGUACCCCAAGCUUUCUCUCUGAGGCAGCUUCGUCUGAUCUCCUGCCCCCCCCCCCAAAAAAAAAUUGCACCUGGGGGGGGGGUGGCUUUGGCCAGCACCGGCUGGAUGAGAUGUUGAGGGGUGCUGGGCUGGAGCUUGCUGCCCUUGCCAGUUGCCCCGUAUCCCGAGAUGCCAACCUGAUGGUGACUCCUGGGAGCUAAGCAGGGUCAG
This is a messenger RNA of Ahaetulla prasina, 1423 nucleotides long. RefSeq names its product trophoblast glycoprotein like (gene TPBGL). Gene Ontology annotation, cellular component: plasma membrane. NCBI's taxonomy places the organism in Eukaryota, Metazoa, Chordata, Lepidosauria, Squamata, Colubridae. The record is from RefSeq and is a predicted model, not a curated record. Gene Ontology annotation, biological process: negative regulation of canonical Wnt signaling pathway. Gene Ontology annotation, molecular function: protein binding. The transcript has a single exon. The coding region runs from base 47 to 1129 and encodes 360 amino acids.